This is a messenger RNA of Pelobates cultripes (western spadefoot toad), 174 nucleotides long. Lineage: Eukaryota; Metazoa; Chordata; Amphibia; Anura; Pelobatidae. The record is from the annotation of a GenBank genome assembly.
AUGAAGCAAAUAUUUAAAGCCUUCUGGGACAGGCCGAGAGCACACCUGGGAUUCGCAGCAUCGUGCAAACCUACUGAUGCCAAGAGCCUACAGAUUGAGACCUUAAGGGAGGUGAAUGGAGCCUCUCAUGAUUGGGCCAGAGUUGUGCGACAACACAUUUGGAAACCCAUCUUG